Molecule: messenger RNA, 4459 nt
Organism: Chilo suppressalis (striped riceborer)
Lineage: Eukaryota; Metazoa; Arthropoda; Insecta; Lepidoptera; Crambidae
Source: the annotation of a GenBank genome assembly
AGGUAGUCACCGUCAUUAAUUUAAAAAAGUUGUUUAGAUCUGCCAUAUUCAAAAAUAUAGUAGCUACUCACAGAUAAAAAACCUACUAAAAAAUUGCAAGGGCUUAAAAUCUUAUUUAUUCUAAUUUAGACAACGCCUACAUAAGCUAGCUAUUUAUUUGAUGAAAAGUUUGCUUUCUUAAACUUUAUUUAUUUUUAUAUUAUUGAUUUUAUAUUUCGGGAAAGCUUAUUAACUUUGGUAGUUAUGGAAGUUUUUCCCUUUAUUUACAGAGCAACACCAAAAUCAUCGCAAGAGUGACGUAUGAACGGCCGAAGAAACGAAAACGAAAGAAAAGCCUUUCUGUGCCGUUGUUAUCUUCUAAUAAUUCUGAAGAAUGGAGACAAACGGCCAGGCUAAUGGGCUUAAAUCUAAAAAGAAAGAUAACAGCGACGUAAAGGACAAUUUAUGGUCUUCGAUCUUAGAGGAAGUUCAGAAUCAAGGGAACACAAAACUACCUUCUAACAAAAAUGUUUUAGUUUUGGGUGACAAUGAGACUGGCAAAACAACUCUAGUAGCAAAAUUACAAGGUGUAGAAGACCCCAAAAAAGGGUCGGCUCUCGAAUAUGCAUAUAUAGACGUUAGAGAUGAAUACAGAGAUGAUCACACACGUCUCAGUGUAUGGGUGCUGGACGGUGAUCCAGGCCACACAAAUCUGCUCAAGUUUGCACUGAACGAGGAAACAUUCCCACAUACCCUGGUGGUGCUCACAGUGGCCAUGACCACACCAUGGGGUAUACUAGACCAAUUGCAAAGCUGGGCCUCUGUGCUUGGUGAUCAUAUAGACAAAUUGGAUCUCACACCAGAAGAUAGAUUAAACAGUAAAAAGCAACAAGUGCAAAAGUGGCAAAGGUACACAGAGCCCGGCGACGAGCUGGAGGCUUCGGCGACAUCUCCCAUGAAGCGAUCGUCACGGAACCUUUCGGAUGACCUGGAGAACGGAGACGACGACGACUGCCCCCUGCCAGAGGCGGUGCUUACCACCAAUCUGGGGCUGGACAUCGUUGUCGUGGUCACCAAGACUGACUAUAUGAGCACACUCGAGAAAGAGCACGAUUACCGCGACGAACACUUCGACUUCAUGCAGCAGUGGAUCCGAAGGUUCUGUCUACAGUACGGCGCUGCUUUGUUCUACACCAGCGCUAAGGAGGACAAGAAUUGUGAUCUGCUGUAUAAAUACCUCACGCAUAGGAUAUAUGGCUUGCCGUUUAGGACGCCCGCGCUUAUUGUUGAGAAAGACGCUGUGCUUAUACCCGCUGGUUGGGAUAGUAUGAAAAAAAUUAGCAUAUUAUAUGAAAACAUGCAGUCGUGUAAACCAGACGACUACUACAGAGACGUCAUUGUGCAGCCCGCUAUACGGAAAAGUGGCACCAGUCGCGAGGCGGAAGUACAAGCUGAAGACGAGCAAGCUUUCUUACAACGUCAGUUGGCCGCGCUACAAGCCGGCACUCCCGCGCCGCCCCGCGCCGACUCACCGCUGCGGGCCACGCACCGGGCGCAGGCGCAGUUGGACGGCGCGAAGAUAGGCAUGGGCCCGGGCACGCCCGGCAACGAAGGCGUCCUAGCCAACUUCUUCAACUCUCUGCUUUACAAGAAGACGGGAACGCCCGGAAGAGCGGCCGACCCCUCCCCCGCCGCUGCCGCCGCCCGCUCCGACGCCGCGGCGGAGUUAGACCGCCUCACGCGCGCCAAGCCGCGCCCCCCCGCCCCGCCGCCGCUCGACCUCAACUCCUCCUCCGAGUGCUAGCGUAAUGUAUACAGCGACGACGUUACCCGCGCCCUCUGACGGCCGCGUCACGGCUCCGUCACGGCCACGUUCAGUUCGCGUCACGCCCGCGUCCCGCUUUCAAAACGUAACUAUACAAUCCACGCGCACGGAAAUACCUCACCAACGCGUAAAACUUCAUACAAAUCGGCUGCUGUUACACCAAUCAGACGGCAACUGUUUAUCGACCAAAACAGAACCAUGGCAAUAUUUAUCGAUAGGCUAUUUGACGGCAUCAAAAAGAAAUCUUUUUUUUUACAUAAAUAGAUUCAGUGACAUUAAAUUCUUUCUUCUAUAAAAUAAUGAAAAACGAAAGCUCUGAACAGUUUCUUGACAGUUACACUCUGACGCCAUGUAAACUGUGUUUGCUAUGAUGUCACAUGACAGUAAGAUCGUUACGAAACUGUGCUACUACUGUGUAUUUACCGCUUUGUGGCGUUCCCAGGCUGUUUACUACAAUUUAGUUUAAAAAAUAACUUUGUUAAUGAAACAUUUUUUUCAAAUAGCCUUUUUCGAACAAAAACAUUGUGAUUUUUUUUAAAUAAAUGAGUCAAAGUACGUUUUCCCAGUCGUUGAAGUUAAAAUGUUAGAGAAUUGUGUUUUCUUUAUUAGGCAUUAUCAAACUUUAGCCCGAAUACAACGACAGCUAGACCCUUGUGCUCAAAACAGCUGACGAUUCACACUGACUAUUAUAAUUUGUGAUUGCCAUUAGCACAGAAUGUAAAAAAGAAGUGUUUCGAUUGGAGAGUUACUUAAUCAGCCGUUCUGAAAGAUUUCUACUUAUUGUCGUCACACACAGACCUUCAUGGUUUGAAACUAUUAUGAAUAUGAAAAGCACGCCUUGCGUAGCUGCUUACUAAAUUUAUGAAAAUCAAUUAAUUGUAUUACGAUUUCUAUGUUAAUACUCGCUUUUUAUUUGAGUUCAAAAGUUAAGACACAUUGAGAUUAUUCUUUACAAACUAACGAGGAAUUACAUUUGAAAAUUACAAUUUAGACCUGGAAAUGUCUUCCAUACCCAAGGAAAAUUUGGCCAUUUCGUAUCUGAAUAUAAUAUUGUGGUUUGUAUGGGGUUUGUGAAGAUCACACAUCUUUUGUCUUGUCGAAUCACGGUCUGUUUCUGAGGCCUUACACUUAAAAUCAAUAGUCUACGUAUCGUAAAUUUUAUCGUGUCCUUGUCAAUGGCAUUAUAAAACUAUUUAAAUUUGAGUGGGAUGGUCGACGAUGAAGAUUAUGAUGUAUCGAAAGUGGAGUUUAAGGUUAGGGCCCUGAGCAACCGAUUCAUAUUAUUAUUAUGACGUGAUAAUACAAAGUAAUCAACGAAAACAUGGGUGACCAGCUAUUAAAUAAAAUGAUAAGGUAACGGAUUUACUAACGCAAUGCUCCAGUACUUACCUAUUUGUAUGUUUAUAUAAAUGAAAAACAUGUUAAGUCUACAUUUAAUAUGCAAUUUAUAUUAAUCAAGCGUAAUAACUUGCGCUUCCAAAAGGUAUUUAUUCUUUAAUCUAAGUUCAUAAAAAAAUUGUCUUUAUAUAUGACCUUUUGUAAAAGAAGAAUUCAAUUCUAACUUAAUGCUUAACACCUUAAAGCUUAGAUUAGAUAACGCCUUAUUUUUGUUUUUUGUGCAAUCAUUAACAUCGUGCAUUCCCAUGUACAGACAGACUAACAUAUCUUUCUUAUUCUCCUUGAUUUAUUUGUUAUGAAAGUUACAUUGUUAAAGAAAUCAAAAAACACUGUUAAACUCCUUUAAUAAUUCGAUUUUUCCAAACAUUGCGAGUAGCUGGCUUGCGCGUGCGCACCAAUUGUUUCAAGGCGUAUCAUAUGUAAGUAAUUGUGAUAUAACUGUCGGAUAGUGUAUUAUUUCGUAUUUUCAACAAUCGCUUUGAUUACGAACUUACCAAACUGGCCAAAUAAAGGAACUGGAAAAAUAAAGGGCCGAGUUUUUGCGUAGACUAAAUGAUGCCUUACAAAUAGGACGUAAAGUUUUAUUUUGAAGCAACAAUACAGUUAUCUUUGUUAAGGACUAAAACGUCCGUGUCCUUGGUCAUUGAUUAAGGUAACCUAAUUACACAUUUCCAUUAUCUACUAUGGAUUACGGAACGUUGUUUGGACAAUCCUAUUCAAGUAAUUGUAACUUUGUUUACGUUUAUUACAUAAGUAUUUAUUUAAAUAGAUUUUAUGUGGGGCGUGCGUAACCCGGUCCAGUGGAGGUGUUAUUCGAAAUUUUCAAUCUGACUCGCGUCUUAGGACUCUAUGCCGUAUGAAAUAGAGUAGAAUUUUAAUAAUAUUAGUAGAUUGAAAAGUUCGAAAUGACUCACAAUGGACCGUGAAGCAUGAAUAUUAUAUGUUUUGCGAGUGGAUACAAUUAUCAACUGAGAUUUAAGAGGUUCCGUAAAAUGUGAUCUUCUGUGAAGACUGGCAGUGCAGUGAUUGGUGAAACGCGUUUAUGCACAAUGAAGUCACUAUUUGUACAAACCGUUUAAAUGUAUGGGUAUUAUUUAUCUUUACGUAUAAAGUUAUAUAAUUGAUCAUAAUUUUUAGAAUUAUCAAUUUAUUGUGUAAAAUAUAAUAUCACCCCGUUAAAAUUGGAUUGUAAUGGUGACCUUUAUUGUGUUUUAGGGUAUUUGAAUUUAUUUAUUAAAAAAACUUAAAGAUUUUUUU